This is a messenger RNA of Callithrix jacchus (white-tufted-ear marmoset), 20730 nucleotides long. RefSeq names its product LIM domain containing preferred translocation partner in lipoma (gene LPP). The record is from RefSeq and is a predicted model, not a curated record. Gene Ontology annotation, cellular component: stress fiber; focal adhesion. NCBI's taxonomy places the organism in Eukaryota, Metazoa, Chordata, Mammalia, Primates, Cebidae. Gene Ontology annotation, biological process: cell-cell adhesion.
GUGUUCGUGAGUUUUAAACAUUAGUGUUUUCCACUUAAAGUAUGGGCUUCAGUAACUAGGAUGCAUUAAGAACAAGAGAAGAACUGAAAUGUCCUUCCUUCAUUCCUGAGUUGUUUUUAUGGCAAUAGACAAUAUAUAGUCGUGCUAAUAAAAUGUGUGGCAAAGCAAAGGCAGAGCUCAGCUCUUGGAAGGUGGCAUACAUUGAAACUGGAAGAAAAUUUGGAGUAAUGAUUUCAGGUUGCCAGUAAUUGCAUUGCUUCCUUCUUUCUCAUUUGGCAUGGAAGAAAGUGUUCAUGAAAUGGAAAGACCGAAAUGAAAAUGUCACUGAAUAGUGUUUUGGCAUUUAUGAGGAAAGAAAGCAAUAUUAUUAUUGAGUGUCUCUUGUUUACCCUUGUGCAAGGUGCUGCUGCUUUUGUGAUCUCAUUUUAUCUUAUUUAUUUAUUUUUUUGAGACAGAGUCUCGCUUUGCUGCCCAGGCUGAAGUGCAGUGGCACAAUCUUGGCUCAUUGCAACCUCUGCCUCCCAGGUUCAAGCGAUUCUCCUGCCCCAGCCUCCCGAGUAGCUGGGACUAUGGGCACAUACCACCAUCCCUGGUUAAUUUUUGUAUUUUCAGUAGAGAGAGCGUUUUGCCAUGUUGUCCAGGCUGGUCUCAAACUCCUGACCUUAGGUGAUCUACCCACCUCAGCCUCCCAAAGUCCUGGGAUUACAGGUGUGAGCCACCCUGCUCAGCCUCAUUUUAUUUUUGUAUCAACCCUUUGGGGCAGGGUAGGCUAAAUAUGCUUAGGCAUAGGGUGUGAGCCUUUGUAUUAAAGGGCCUGCUAGAGCUUCAUCGGGAUGUGUAUGCAAAUCCUGUUAUGUGCUCAGGAAGGAGAACCAUGAGCAGGUAAGGUGAAUUUUUCCCUUGUGCUUUGGAGCGCUUCUGUACUUAGUGGGUAGAGUAAAAUGCCAUGUUCUAAAAAAUGGGGGUGGUGGAAAGAAUCAACAGUGUGGAAUGCCCUGGGCUGUAAGGAGAGCUGAGGAAAUGAACCAGCGAAUUCUGGGUGAGACUUCCACUUAGCAUCCCGGAUCGAUAGUCCCCGUGCUGAGGCCAAUUCAUGUAUGCCCCCAGCAAUGGCAUUGUACUGUGUAAACAGUACACUUCACAUAUUUGUGGUGUAGUUUUUCAGAACAGAGAAGAUGCUGUUGCGAUUGAAAAAAGAAAUGAACUUCAUUUAAAAGUGUGACUGAGCUUACAGUUGUGUUUUGUCUCUCUGUCUUAAUCAGUGUAUCUUAAAAGUACAGCUGACUCUGUGCCUGUUGAUCUAUAUAACAUAAAAGGCUGGGAACCACUGGUUUGAUGCAUAAACCCUAGUGUCUGUUAAAAUUUCAACCACGGUCGUGAAUGUUUUCCCCUUAGCAUACAGUUUAAGUCUCAAAUGAAAACUCUUUGUCACCUGCCCUACAUCUUGAGAUUUUUCAGUGUUUAUAAUUAAACUGUGACAAAUAUGAAGCUUUGCACUUGGGUUUUAAAAAAUCAAGUGUGUAAUGACAGAAUGGGAGAGAUUUUUUUUUUAACAGGAGAGAACUGGAAAAGACCUAGGAAUUUUUGUUGUUCAUAAGCUAAUUAUGAGCCAGCAGUUGGGAGUGGCUUCUAAGAUGCUGAAGAGGUCUUAGCCUGCAUUCAGUAGGGUAUGGCAUCUAAAAUGAAGUGGGUGGGUGAUUCUGCAAACCUAGAACGCUUGGAAGCUGGUAAGUCCAGAGGUCAUGUGAGCCUCAGCCACAGUUUGAACAGGACUCCAGCUCUGUUUCUCUGCAGUGCUUCUUGCUCUGCCCUUUUUUAUGCCUGGGAUUCAUCCUUGGAAUAUUUUACAUCAUGGGUCAUGAGAUGGCUGCUUGCUGAAACCCAUAGACAUCCCUCUUCCCAUUCUAGGGAAAGAGCCUGGUUUGCUGUAUUAUCAUAGGUUUGGCUGACUGUGUAUUUCUGAACCAGUCAUUGGAGCCAAGAGAAUGGGAUUAUGCUAAUAUGACCCAGGAUUCUCCUGUAACUGAAUUUGGACACAGUCCCUUCCAAAUCUCACGGGGCAUUCACAGUGGAGGACAGGUGGCCCCUUAAAGGCGUAUCUGGGUGCUAUUAGGAGAAGGAGACAGGACUGGAAGCUCUGCGGGCAACCAUAGGCCUUCUGCAAACCUCUUUAACCUCCAGUCAGAGCCCCUCUAGAGAGCUGGGCUUUAGUUCCUGCCUCACCUUCUGAAAAGGCACGAGCCAGCUGGACUGUCUACAAGAGGUUUCUGAGAGAACCAGGAAUGAUGGCCAACCGAGAACUGUUAUGGGAAUGAGACCGUGGAUUCUGCCGCAGGAUUCUGGGGCACACGUGCUCAUGGUCUUCGAGAACAUAAAACCUGGGCAGGAGAAGGCCAGCAUCACUUGUUCAUGUGUGUGUCUCCAGAGUCUGCUGGGGUCUCUGGCAUGGGAUAGGUACAACGUGCAUUUUUAUGGGUAGAAUAAUUCGGAAGGUAGUGAGGGUCUCUUUCCUAAAGGGUGUUCUAUCAGGUGUUGGCUGACGCUCCAUUGGGGAGUUUUAGGAACUGUAGCACAGAUGAGGCCAGACUAUGGGUUUUCUGAGAAUGAAAUGAGUGACUGGACAGGCUGGGCAUGGGCUCUCACAUCUGUAAGCCCAGGGCUUUGGGAGGCCAUGGCAGGAAGAUCGAUGGAGGCCAGGAUUUUGAGACCAGCCUGGGCAAUGUGGCAAGACCCUGUUUCUACAGCUAAACAAGCAAAAAACUCAAAUGACUGGACAGAAAAAGACUUCUGGGGCCACAUGACUUAAGAAGUUUGUGAAUGCAUAACAAGGCAGUGAGUAUGGUGGGAUGGCAUAACAGAAGUCUUGAUAAGUAUGAGAUAUGCAACUCUAGAAGAACAACAUCCUCUCACGUUUAUUUUCUUUGAUCUGAGAAUUAGAAACAAUAAUCAUUGCCCUGCCUACCUCUCAUGUGUGCUUAGAGCAAGCACAUUGUUAAAUGCCAACCUGCUUGGUAAACUAUAAAGUGUGCUUCCUAUAUGAUAGGUUAUUACAGUUGUUUUCUUUCUUAAAGACUCAUCUUGAAUAUAAUGAAAAAGACAAUGUACGCCCAGUGCCCAGCACUGUAUCCGGAACAUUAUACAUGCUCAGCGUAUGUCCUUCCUGCCAACCUUGCAGCUCAUUCUCCUCAGGGUUGGAUGGGCAUGAACUUGUCCUCAGUCCUGCAGCUAGACCUGCAAUGUUGCUUAAUAAUAUUGGUUAAAAUCAAAGUAGAAUUAUCUAUUAUUAUUUUUCACAUUCAUUUUUGCCUGAGACAGGAGGUGGAGGGAGGUGAAUUCAGAAACCUAGGAGUCUCAGUGCUUGAGGGACCCCAUAGAAGCUUCAGUUCAGCCCAUUUAGCUUCUUACUUUGUUAGAUGAGAUAAUCACACCUGCUCCAGGCGUGACUGGCCCAGUGGGAGUCAGGAAGGAAAUUAUUUCCCUCUGUUGAUACCAGUUUACAAUUGCCGACAGUAGCCAAGGGCUUUCAGGUUUAAUAUUUCCUCUUUGGGCCUCAGAAGUAUCAGUAUUAGUCUCCGCCGGAAGCAAAGCAUUGGUCACUUCCGUCAGAGGUGAAUGUCUUGGCUGUCUGUCUUUACUCAGUCAGGUGCUUUCUGGGCACGUGUGAGCGUUUGCUCAGCCAGCUUUUAUUGCUUUUACAUUAUUUGCUUCAAAACUUACAAGAGGAUUUGUCAGGUCUGAGCAGUGAUCUAUCCAGUCUCCCGAAACUCUAUGGUUCAUCAUGUAACCCAGGGAUGUGUUGUAGGAGCUAUGUGUCCUAUCCAUGAAAGUAAAAAGUAGUGAUAUCUCCUUCUCUCUUUUGCUUCCUUCCUCCUGAUUCCAUAUUCUUCUAUUUCUUGGCUUCUGACACUGUGGAUAUACCUCUACUUUACCUUAGCCAUGGCUUUAGGGGAUCCGAAUUCUCAGGUCUUCCUCAUUGGGUUGCUGUGUGGUAGACAGGUUCUGAAGUCUGAAUGGAUAGAAAGACCUUUGUAGAUUGCAGCCAAGUAUUUUACCCCUGGUUCAUAGAGUAUGUGUUUGCUGCCCUGAUGUCGGUGUUGUCUGGAUGUUCGUGAACCUCGUGAUCUUUAGGAAACUAUGUGAAUUAGGCUUAGUCCUUGACCUCAAGAAGCUUAUAUCAGGGAAAAAGAUAAAUACCUAAGAAAGAAAUACAUAUUAGAGACAUAUUCUUUAUGGUACACAUUUAUUAAUCAUCAGAUAGGUUUCAGGCCUUAGGCUCAGUGCUUGGAAAAUUGAGGUAAAUCAUAGUCUCAGAUCUGAUGGGGUAUUGAUGAAGGAUUGGGAGAGUGGAGAAACAUUGGGGAAGGUUUCCAGGACGAUUGAAUCUGAUCUCAGUGAGUCAUGGAGUUUUAUGACACAAGUGAGCCACGGAACUCAGUGAGCCAUGGAGCUUUAUGAUGCAAGCCCAGGUGGUUUGCAGGUUGGGCCUGUGGCCAUAGUUUGGACCACUGAAGUGGACAGGUUGUAAAGGCAGAUGUAGCUGAUACCAGAAUACAGCUGGACAGGCAAGAAGUCUCUCACCUCCCACAUCUAGUUCAGUCUCCAGCUCAUUUCCCACCAACAUGCUGCUGCAGAAGAUACUAGCAUUGCAGUUGGCUGAACCUUGUGUCCACUGUGCAUUCCAGGAGCCAGCUAUCUGAGAUUCCAACCAUGUCUCACCCAUCUUGGCUGCCACCCAAAAGCACUGGUGAGCCCCUCGGCCAUGUGCCUGCACGGAUGGAGACCACCCAUUCCUUUGGGAACCCCAGCAUUUCAGUGUCUACACAACAGCCACCCAAAAAGUUUGCACCAGUAGUUGCUCCAAAACCGAAGUACAACCCAUACAAGCAACCCGGAAGUGAGGGUGAUUUUCUUCCACCCCCACCUCCACCUCUAGAUGAUUCCAGUGCCCUUCCAUCUAUCUCUGGAAACUUUCCUCCUCCACCGCCUCUUGAUGAAGAGGCUUUCAAGGUACAGCAGGGAAAUCCCGGAGGCAAGACACUUGAGGAGAGGCGCUCUAGCCUGGAUGCUGAGAUUGACUCCUUGACCAGCAUCCUGGCUGACCUGGAGUGCAGCUCGCCCUACAAGCCUCGGCCUCCACAGGGCUCCACUAGUUCUACAGCCUCUCCUCCGGUUUCAACCCCAGUCACAGGACACAAGAGAAUGGUCAUCCCGAACCAACCCCCUCUAACAGCAACUAAAAAGUCUACAUUGAAACCACAGCCUGCACCCCAGGCUGGACCCAUCUCUGUGACUCCAAUUGGUACACUCAAACCCCAGCCUCAGCCAGUCCCAGCCUCCUACACCACGGCCUCCACUUCUUCAAGGCCUACCUUUAAUGUGCAGGUGAAGUCAGCCCAGCCCAGCCCUCAUUACAUGGCUGCCCCUUCAUCAGGACAAAUGUAUGGCUCAGGGCCCCAGGGCUAUAACACUCAGCCAGUUCCUGUCUCUGGGCAGUGUCCACCUCCUUCAACACGGGGAGGCAUGGAUUAUGCCUACAUUCCACCAUCAGGACUUCAACCUGAGCCUGGGUAUGGGUAUACCCCCAACCAGGGACGCUAUUAUGAAGGCUACUAUGCAGCAGGGCCAGGCUAUGGGGGCAGAAAUGACUCUGAUCCUGCCUAUGGUCAGCAAGGUCACACAAAUACUUGGAAACGGGAGCCAGGGUACACUCCUCCUGGAGCAGGAAACCAGAACCCUGCUGGGAUAUAUCCAGCCAGUGGUCCCAAGAAGACCUAUAUCACAGAUCCUGUUUCAGCCCCCUCUGCACCACCAUUGCAGCCAAAGGGUGGACAUACAGGGUCACUGGGGCCUUCAUCUGUUGCGUCUUCAUUCCGCCCAGAGGAUGAGCUUGAGCACCUAACCAAAAAGAUGCUGUAUGACAUGGAAAAUCCACCUGCUGAUGAAUACUUUGGCCGCUGUGCUCGCUGUGGAGAAAACGUCGUUGGAGAAGGUACAGGAUGCACUGCCAUGGACCAGGUCUUCCACGUGGAUUGUUUUACCUGCAUCAUCUGCAACAACAAGCUCCGAGGGCAGCCGUUCUAUGCUGUGGAGAAGAAAGCAUACUGCGAGCCCUGCUACAUUAAUACUCUGGAGCAGUGCAAUGUGUGUUCCAAGCCCAUCAUGGAGCGGAUCCUCCGAGCCACUGGGAAGGCCUAUCAUCCUCACUGUUUCACCUGCGUGAUGUGCCACCGCAGCUUGGAUGGGAUCCCAUUCACUGUGGAUGCUGGCGGGCUGAUUCACUGCAUUGAGGACUUCCACAGUGAGCUAAGCCUUGAAAUGGACCACCUGGGAUUGCGAACCCUCCCUGAACUGCUAUCCGAGGAACACUGUGGGGACGAUGAGAACCACCUCCCGCCUCUUCGCUUUGCUUUUUCUCAUCAUGGAAAUGAGGCCAAUUGGAAAUUUGCCCCGCGAUGUUCUGUGUGCAAGGAACCUAUCAUGCCAGCUCCCGGACAGGAGGAGACCGUCCGUAUUGUGGCUCUGGAUCGAGACUUCCAUGUUCACUGCUACCGAUGUGAGGAUUGUGGUGGUCUCCUGUCUGAGGGAGAUAACCAAGGCUGCUACCCCUUGGAUGGGCACAUCCUCUGCAAGACCUGCAACUCUGCCCGCAUCAGGGUGUUGACUGCCAAGGCGAGCACUGACCUUUAGAUUCAGUCACCUGUUCAGCUGGCACUGAGAACAAACACAAGAAAAAGAUAAGAAAUACGAAAAUAGAGGAAAGGCCAUCAAACUACAGAAUAGUUUCUCUUUUUCAUCUGCUAUUAACCUUUCCAUAGAAACACAUAAAUUGUGAGAUUUCUUUUUUAAAAGUUGUUACCAAAUACACAUUUCACUUUGAAUCAUGUAGGAUCUUGACGGGCCUUUGUUCCCAAGGACUUCCACAUUUUUGCACAGAUUAUGCUCCAUCCCAUUCACUUCUGCAUUCCUGUAACUUUUAAUCCCUGUGUUUGUCUCACUUUUCAUCUGGUUGAAUGGCUUUUUUUAGUGUGGUAUUUGCUGUCACAUAGUUUUUCCUGGGUGAGUCUGCCAACGCACAGGUGCUUUUAGCCUUGAAAUCUCCAUCCUAUCAUUUCCAUAUUGCCUGUGACUAUGAAGAGCAGCCAUUCUUUUCCCAUGUAUUGAAGAGUAUGUUUUCUGUUGCUUUAUACUACUCAUGUUUUUAGGGAGGAAAUUGCACAAUUUUUUUUGUUAGGUUGUAAAGAAUUUAAGCUGUAAAUUACAUAAGUUAGAACAAGCCUAAAUUUAAUUUGCAACCAUCAGAAUUCAGAAUCUACGGUGACCAGUGAUCAGGGUUCAUUUGAAAACACUUAUUGGCCCAUAGCUAAUAAGUGAUGACAGACAACUAAACUUCAAUAUUUUUCUACAGAAAUUGCAGUUGGGAUAUGCUGGAAAGGCAUUUUGGGGUUACGUUUUAAAAACCAUUAUUGUCCCACAGUUCUACCAUAAGAUUUUUCUUUUCCACACUACCUGGACAUUGUAAUACAAACUUGAUUUUGUCUAGAAUAUAACAUUUUCAAUACUGUCCCACUUUUCAUCUUAGAAAUGUUGUCAUGUUUAUUCUAAUAUCCAACACAACUAUCAAAAUUGACUUUAGAGGAUGAAAGCUGUGAAAAAACACAGUUCAAGUUCCCUUUCUUUUUUAGGCCAGGUCCAUUUUGCCUGACGAUUGCAAAUAAGAGCAUACAAAAUAAAAUUGUGCGGCUUUGUUUAGUUUACUUUCAAAAGAGUAGAAAGCUUGAAACGAUUGUGAAACCACAGUUUCAUUAUUCUCAUAAUCCUUCUGCAACUGAAAUUACAGAUUGCAGGAGACAUUUUCGUAUCAUCAGUGUGACAUUUACACCACACUUUCAAAGACAAUCACUGAAAAAAAAUUUGUCUUUAUGAGCUAAAAAUAUGCAGAAUCUCUGCCUAGAAUCUUUAUUCAAACUUUUAUUAGCCAGUGAAACACUUGCUUGCCAACUGCCAAGCCAUACUUAAUAAGUUAGAACAUGUUUCAUUUAAGGAGAGACACCUAGCUUAGUCAUGGCAAAUUGCCACUUUGUAAAUUAAGUAUUUUGGAUUGAAAUUUCUUAAACCUUUCUUUAAAUCUGCCACAAGUAUGUACUUUUAAAUUACGGAGUAUUUUAAGUCUACAAAAACGUAUAAAUAAUAAUAUAAUGAAUUCCUAUAUACCUAACACCUAGUUUAAGACACCAAAUAUAGCAAAUAUAAUUACAUCCUCCGAUGUACCCUUCCCUUAUUCCACAGGUAUCUUUUUCAUAAUUGUGAUGUUCAGAUUUCUAGUGAUUUUUUUUUAAUUUUUAAUUUUAACAUCAGAACUGAAAUAAAAAAUUAUGGAGACAUGUUUUGAAUUGCAAACUAUUCCUCAGGAAUUCCAAUUAAAUUUAUUUUACUUGAAUAGGAAUGAUCAUAAAAGGGAUUCUUUUUUUGUGACUAGAAAUUCUUAAGCCAGUGAUCACUACAGCUCAUCCUUAAUGUAUGGCUCAUUUGCUUUUGUCACUAAACAGUUUUGUGUUAGAACCACCAGAAUUAUAGCUUUUAAGAGCUUCCUUUGACCAUGGUCCUUUUCUUACCCUGCUUCUUUGAUCGUAUAUUUCUCACAAUGUGAAAUAUGAUGAGAUUCACUUAGGAGCAGCAUGUGAGUACUCAGAGGCAAUGUCAACGUGUCUCUGAAUUACUGUCUUCUAAAUUGAAGGCCAGACCAUGCUGAUAACCCCAAGGAGCACUGACUGUUUGACAAUAGGGCUGAUAAUGUAAUCAGGUUGAAUUGAUUUAGUAACUUUUUAUGUGAUACUUUAGGGGAAAUUCUCUUUAGGACAAAGCAAAGAGUCCAAUUUAUUGACGGAUAGAUUUUAUCUCUUAAGGUGGUCGUAUUAUUAUUAAUUUUGCCAAAAGAAGAAGAAUGUAUUGAAUAUUUAUACUAUAAAAUGCAAUAACAUUCUACUUGCUUAUUACAUUUAAAUGCUUGUGUAACUGAAUGUUUACAUGUCAAAAGAAAAAGCUGUAAGAAAAUGCCGUCACAGACCCAUCCCUGUGGCUUUGUCAGCAGAAUACUGCUUGCUUACAAUCUUUUUUAGGCAUUCUUAUCACAUAACCUCAGAGUAUCUUUACCAAAGGUUUUUUAAGUAAAUCUCUUUUUAAUAUAGACUUAUACUUUCAUAAUAAUGAAUGUGCACUCAUACAUAUGUAGAAAUAUUUAGUUUAGGGUUUUUUUUUUCUUUCACUAGGUAUAAUAAGGAAAGUAUCCUAUCAUAUUUUAUUCUAGGAUUUCUUAAAUGUAUGAUUUAUAUUACUUUCUUGUCUUUCCUAUUAAUCAUUUGAUUUAAACAAUGCCAAGUCACUCUUUAAUAUUUCAGUUGCAUGAAAUUUUGCCUGCAACAGGGAGAAAAAGAUUGUAUUACUUUAAUGAUUAUAAUCAUACUGUCUGCUGAUAUAAUGUCAAAAUUGUUGUGAUUUAAAUACAUAAAUAGUAGAAAAAAUCAGAGUCUAUAACAGAGAGUUUGUAAAAAAUAUACUGGUUUAGAAAAAUUUCAAGAAUAUAAAUAUUUGGUAAUUCUGUAUAAUAAGAGAAACAUGGAAAAGGAAAAAAAUCCACUAUAUCAUGGGUUCUGCAAAACAUAUCAAAAUAAGAUUUCUUAAAUUUCUCGAUCUUCAGACCAUACUGACUCAACAUGGAGUCUCAGUGGCAAAGAAAAUUGCCUUUAAAGCUUAAAGUAAGGCCAGGUGCAGUGGCUCACACCUGUAAUCCCAGCACUUUGGGAGGCCAAGACAGGAGGAUCGCCUGAGGCCAGGAGUUUGACGCCAGCCUGGGCAACAUAAUGAGACUCUGUCUCUACAAAAAAUAAAAUAAAAUAAAAAACAAAUUAGCGAGACAUGGUGGCAUGUGCUUAAAAUAAAUUGACUCAAAAGUAAGUCAUAUGUCCCAGCAUAAGGCAUCAGGUCGUUAGAUGCUGGCAUCUCUGCAGCUCAAAGAUGUGGGUUCUUUUUCUUGUCAUUAACACAUUGUUAUUUUUGUGGGAGCAACUUCUCUGAUCAAAAUUACUUUAUUGGGUAUGUGCUGGUUAAGGAGGUGGACUUACCAACACUGUAAUUGUUCUCUAUGAAAGAUCCUGCAGAGAUGUUUAUGGUGAGCUUUCAAGGAUUUAAAACAAUAACUACAUGUAAACAAGUAUUUUAUAUUUGGGUACAGAGGAAGAAAGAGAGGGCUUUUUCCAUGGGGCUAUAGUAGAAAGUUAAAGGAACAUAGACAGGACUCUGAAAACACAACUUCCAGCCGUGUCUGUAGUUAGUAAAGAUCCUAUUAAUGUGAACCAGCCGGGAAUAACAGUGUUAUUUCUAUUUGAUAUGGUUUGGGUUUCUCUUGUCAAAUCUGCGUCGGCUGCCCCCCGAUCCUUCCAUUAUCAAGUUUUGAAGGGUGUUGGGGAAAUUAUGGCAGCUGCUACGGAGAUCAGGGAAACACUGAUGUAACCUCAGAGCCUCUCACCAUUCUUUUUGGCUUGGAAAGGCUUUAUUUUUUCAUAUACAUUUCUAGAAAUAUUGCUAUUCUACCUUAGUAUUUCACAUUUGUAGUUUAAACAAGCGAUUGUCCAUCUGUUGCCUAGAGCUAUAGUACAUGUGUGUUAUGAAUGAAAUAUGACAGCAUGUUCCAUACCCCUGCUUUAGCCAUCUGUGGGAAACCAGCAAACUGAAAAAGAUACCUCUGCAAAAUGUGCCUGAAGUCCAUUUCUUGGGAUCGCUCAUUUGGUGCACUCUCAUGGGAGACAGAGAGCAACAUACAUUUGUGCCUUAUUUUCAAAGAAUCUAUGUACACUACUAUGAAUAUUCCACUGAAGUGUCAAUAAUGUAAAUGGCAACCACCAAAUCUCAAAAAUAUUACUCAUCAAAAAAAUUUUAAAAGCCAAAAAAAAGAGAGAAAGCCAACUUUUCAUCUUAAUAUAUUCUAAGUAGUAUUUAUUUUGUCCUUAUCUUGGAAGUAUCUCAUAGGUCUUUAAAUAAGGAAAACAUUCUUAUGCCAGAAGGUGAUAUAUUAGAUGUUAAUGCUUUUAUUUGAUUUUUCAGUAGUUCUACUCACAUAAUGAAUACAGAGCUUUCAGCUUGAACUUUUACCACCCAUUCAAGUUUUUUUUAAAUUGUCUUCAUUUUAUUUGUUUAAUAGUGGUCCAAACAAGUUGAAAACUGGUUCUCGGUGAACUGAGUCUCAGUUCUCAGUUCUUAACAUGGUGCAACCGUGAAUAUUUUAGGUCAAGUUAUUUAGUUGCCAGAUAACUAGAAUGAAACUUUUCUCAUGAGGCUGUUGUUUGGAUAGCAUAGCUUUAUUUUAAACCUCUAAAAAGUUACCUGACUGGACCUACUAUGACUUGGUGAGAAUUCUUCCUCUCUUCCUUUCUGCCUCCCUCCCUUUCUCCCUCUUCCUUCCUCCCCUUCUGAUUUUCUUUCCUACUUUCCUCUCUCCCUUUCCUUCCUUCUUUCCAUCCUACCACUUAGUUAGUGUUGCUAUACUUGGAUUUUUUAUAAAUUAAAUUAAUGCAUUAUGAUCCUAUGUAAGUAUGAUUAUAUUAAUAAGGGGAAGGCUACCAGAAAUUGUAUGUGGCAUCCAUAAAAAUCUUCCCUUGUAGGUCCAUAUUUUUAGGUUGUAUUUAUUAGUAAAGUGAAAUGAGAUAAUAGAGUCUUUCCAUUUCAUCUUAAGGAUUUUUCAUCAGGGACUUAGGUCAUAGAUUUUUGGCGAAUUCAUUUAUGGCUGGUCUGGUUUUCUCAGCUGUAUGCAAAGUAAUCUUUCAAAGACGAGGUUAAGAUUUUUUUUUAAUCUAAAGCCAUUUAACAACAAAAAAUUAUAUUUGUAAUGAUGGCAUUUUAUUUUAUUCCAUUGCAACUUGAUAAUUUUCCUUAUGGCAAAGGAAUAACUAUUGUAUUUUCAGAAUUUUAACACAGAUUAACACUUAGCCCAUGAGACUAAUAUUAUAUUGUAAUAGUUGAUACUAAAAUGUUUUCUAGCAGGUUGGGCAGCACCAGAGUUUUUCUUAGAUCACAGAUUACAGGCAUAAUCCAGAAUCCCUUCAAUCCAGAAAAAAGGACACUAAUUCCCUUUUCUAUUUUAUUUUCCUGGCCCUCGUGCAGAAAAUUGUGGGCUCUUUCUUACUUACAACAUGCAUUUCUCUUAUUUUUGGAGAACUGUGUAAAAGAUGCAUUUUUUUUUCUUUUAACUGAUUGACAGGUCCCCUGCAAAGUGACAAAAAAGUGCUGAACUUUUGCCAUUUACUUCUGGUUGUUAUUUAACUGAUAAAUAUCUCUACUUCUAGCCUUUGUUCAAAAGAAAAAUUCAUAUUCUAUAAACACCUAUGUAUGCUAGAGAGAGGGGAAAACACUGCAGCUAAUUCCUUUAUAAUACUUUCAGAUGAUGGCAUUAAGCCUUUCAUGUUACAUGGCAUUUUUAAUUUUCCUAGAUAUUCAUGCACUUAAGGGCCAGAGAAAUACUUAUUCAUUUAACUCUGGUGGGUAUUUACCUAAUGUACUCAAAUAAAUACCUUAUUAAACAGCCACAAUUAAGUCAACUUGGCACUGAAUGUAGCUUCUAAAUUCAGUUCUCAGCCCUACAAAUGGAAUGUCCUACCAAGAAUGAGAAGUGUCACCAUGUCAACUUGUGUUCUGUCCCAAUGUAGAGAGUUACAGUUGACCUCAAACACUAAUGCUAUUUCCAAAUAAAUUAGAAUCGUGGCCUUUUAAAGAUCUGAAUCUUCUCUGAUAAUUUCCUGAUGAAUUAUCAUCCCCUAUUUUCUUAUUCCUGGCCAGUAUGUGUUACUGCUCACAUCAGUCUGUUCUAGCUCUGUAGCUGCACAAAACAAGUGUUACAUCCAAAUCUUUGCCUUUUCAUGUCCAGUAUCACCAACUCAUUCAGCUUUUCUUCAUUUAUUGACAUAGUGUCAAGUCCCAUCACUGUCUGUUGCUUCUUUAAAAAGUGGACAAAAACAUAGUUUCUAAUUUUUAAUGUACUAAGUGAAACUUGGCAAUUCACCUUGGGUCAGGCCAAGUUGAAAGGCUUUCUUUAGGUUUGAAAGUAAAUGAAAUUGGAAUCACCCAAAGGGAAUUUCUCCAAAAAACCUCAGACCCAGAAGUGUAAAAGCUACAUAAGGACAGAACUCCCAUGUGUACAGACAGUUCUGUUACUUUUUGUUCUGUACUAUUUUGGAUGUUGCCAAAAUCAAAUUCAUUCUGAAAAUGGGAAGCAAGCUAAUGCAUAUGCCAUCCAUGAGAUCCCCACUUCUGGGUCAGUUCAUAAUCCACUCAACCCUUUCCUUUUAUCCAUGUCUUCUUCAGAAUAAGACAUUUUUGGUCCAUAUUUUCAUAUUAAAUAUGAACACUUUACAGGUUCUACAUAAGCAUGUGGAUACUUUACAGCUUCUACAUAAAUAUUUACUGGUUUUGAGAUUCACUUCACGCAUUCUGUACUCAAAUAUUUGUACCUGGAGAUGUUGCACGUUAGAUGAAGUGAGCAGAUUCUUUCACUAAUCAUUUAGGAGUCCAUAUUUUUCUCUUCUUUUUGUUGUUCCAACAUCCUUAAACCUUACUCAGCUCUUCAAUUUAGUAAUUACCAACUAAUCACUGUAAGAGAAUCAGCACCUAAGUAACUUUGACUCAGGCCAACUGUAAUAAGAUCAAACAGCUUUAAUCUGUACUUACUCAGUAGGAAGGAAUGUGGCAUCAGGAAGAGUAAUUCCAGUGACAUUACUAAGACUUUUAUGGAGGAAAUAAAAUUUUAUGAGAAAUCUUGAGCUGAUUCAUUGACUUGAUUUGGACGUUGAGAAAAGAGUAUUUAAGGCACAAUGGAGAAACACGGGCUAUACUCAGAGAAGACCCGCUGCAUUGGCCAAAAUAUCAUGGCUUCUGGAAAUUCCUUCUUACUAGGAAAAAAAAAAAAAAAAAGGCUUCCAGAGAAGCAGGCUCAGUGGGAAUAAAACGGCACAGAGGAAGCCUAAAUAAGUACUUAUUUGCUUUUUCAUCUUUUUAUAAGUGGAAGAGAAGAUGAUCUGCCAAAAUGUAAUCCAACAUGCACAGUAUGAAACAGCCCUCCAUGAACUUUAUUGUAACAGAAAAUGAGCAUUCUUAUUGAGCCGCAGCUACAUCUCCUAUUCUUGCAGCAAGUGUACAUGUCUUUUGACCCUCCACAAGAGAACAAGCAGGACAUCUCUAUUUUCCUAUUGAGUCUAAGUUCAUUAUUAGAAAGGACUUCCCAGCCAUCUGUUCCACUUGGUGUUAAAAUUCCCUUACAGAUUCAUUGCUAAGUGCUAAUUCCUACUCUACUUAAACAUCACCUGUGUCGAGGAGCUCAUUACCUCUAGAGAUCUUACAUUUCUUGCAUCACAUUUUGCUACAAGCUACCCCUGACUUUAAAACAGAUCCAGGCUUCAGGGCCUGUGUUCUCUUUGGUGUCACACAAAACUAACCAGUAGUACACAAUACAAUGUUGCUUCCUCCCUCCUUUUCCUUCCAUAUCUAUUUGUUUUGUUUUGAGCAAUGUAUUACUUUUUUGAAAAAGCUCUGAUUAUACAAAUUUUCAAGCAUCUCUAAAAUUAGUCUGAAUGAUGUUCUGAGAGCCAGACAUCAGAGUUUGUGAGUUUUUGUGGCUGGUUUAUAAGACAUAUCGUUCUGACAGUUAUUAGGUGGCUUCAUGCCUUCCCCAGUAACUAACCCAUGAACAGUACACCCCAUUUAUUUGAUUUGUUGAUAAUGACCUUAAAAAUGCUGGGAAAUGUUGGUGUAUAGUUCCCAGCUCUAACAAGGAAAAACUCAAAAGCAAAAGAUAGUGGUACUGUUGAAAGCUCAUUGUUUUCCAUUAGUUCAUCUGUGGGAAAGGAUAUCAUUCUUGAGGAAAGGGGUUACAUUAUGCCAUAGUUUUAUGUGGAAAUGUACAAACGCUUUCCUCAUUGCUCUGGAUGACUAUUUAGUUUCAAUAGUAUUCCUUUGUCUUUGGGAAGACCAUGCUUGUGGCUUCUUCUACCCCAGCUUUGAAUGAGAGAGGCCUGUAGGCAGAAACUCCCAUCAGUCUCCUGGGCAGGACCUGGAGGUAGCUUUCUGAGCUCUAAAAUAAUAAUUCCUAAGAGAGCUUAAAAACUGCUUCCACACAGAAAAUAGCCCAGGGAGGACAGUUAUUAAUAGUCCUAUUCGAGAAGAGAAAGCUGAGGCUCAAAUCAUUAAGUGACUUGCCAAAAGCUAUGACAUAGCUGGGAAGUGGCAGAUUUGGAGAUACGCCCAGGUCCUGCAAGUCCAGUGCUGUCUGCAGGUAGCCACACUCAGGGCCAAGAACAACUGAGAAGACAAUAGAGACUUCCCACAGACUACCAGCCCCCUAGUCAUCCAGGGAAAUUCAGAGACCAACUGGCAAAUCCACAUGCGUACUGCGGUCUUAGAGAUCAUUUAGAGCUUGCACACAUCUGUGUCAUCUAAUGGGAAACCGCUAGGUAUUCUGUCUGAUCAGCACCGUGAGGAAACUGGUGGGAAAAGACCACUGAUAAUGUAAUGUAAACCAACUCUCUCUCAGAGAGAGUUGCAGAGCUGACUUGAUUCCUAAAAGUUGCAGAGCUGACUCAGCAUGCAGAGCUGACUUGAUUCCUAAAAGAGGCCUCUCUCCCAUGGACCCUGAUGUAUGUUCCACAGAGGCAGAAACUGCUGUAGGUUAACAAUGCAUUUUAGUCUUUCUCUCCAUUCACAUUUAUUGAGGACUCACCAAGUGCAUGUUGCCGCCACAGGCAUUUCCAAUCCAACCAAUCCAUGACCGGAAAUGUCUGUGAACAAAUGUUAUGGAACUAUUGGCAUCUGAGAUUUGGCCUUUGCUGUUUCAUAGACUUUGCUUCCCAGGAUGCUGUCAUUUUGCGAUUUAUUAUAAUUACAAGGAAUUCGGUACCAUGUUUUCAGAAAACCUGCUAGAAAGUCUCCAUGUAUACUCUAGAAGUUGCUCUAUGCAGCAUUUCAGCAACCAAGUGUUCCUUCUCUUGAGCUUCAUCCCUCAGGAAGCUGUACCUUUAAGGUGUGCUUUUCACUUUUUAACUCCUCUCAUUUCACUCCUUUAGUUGUUUGCUAUGCCCUAAAAUGUGUGAAGUAAGAGAAAAAUUAUAAUUUCUUCAUUAAAUCUCCUGCAUUAAAUCUAAGAAUCCUUUAAUCAUACCUGGUAAGUGUGUUAUGCAUUUCCCUCCCUGGAGUUUAUCAUCCAUCAAGACAGUAUCAUCAUCUACCUGCUUAUUCCCUGGGACUAAUGAGAGCCAAGUUCAAUAAUAGCAAAUGGCUUCUCAACCCUUCCUAGGCCUCAUACCUGAGGAAUAAAGGAUACAUUAAUGGGACCGGGAGAAUGGUGGCCUUGGUUGAGAUGGCACAUUCAAAGACUAGAAAGGUGCCUCACCUCCCUGUAGGCUUCCUGAAUAUUAUGGCCAAUGGAGUGGAAAAUGAUUCUUGUCAAAUAGAUGGAGUAUUCCCACCCCUGAAAUGGACUAAUAGAAGACAUAAUUUGAGCACAUCUCAGAAUUACCUAGUAUGCCUGAGUAGAGACUCGCUUGGGUGGAAUCUGUGUUGUCUGAUUAGAGGGAAUGAAAAGACAAUGAGGUGGUAAAUGUGAAAAAGCAGCCUUUUAGAAAAACAUUCUUUGCAAAUACCUUUAUAAAUCAUCUAAUUUAUCUUUGCAUAAAGAAAAAACUAAUAAAAAAUUUCAUAUUUCACUCUACAUAAUAUAUUCUCUUAUAUUUAGGGAUAAUACAAUUAUAUUAUCUUCAGAACACACACACACACACACACACACACACACCUUCCAAGAAAGCUGAUCCUUCAAAAAAUAAAUCUUAUUUUUAAACACUUGGGUUUUCAGGCCAGGACAUUAAUAAAUCCUAUACCUGACCCAUUUUCAUAGCAGCUGAAAAGGGGAAGAAAAAGCUACUUAAAAUUUGUGAGGAUCCACUUAUCUUUUAAAAUAUGCCAAAGCAAUUUGAGGUGGGGUGGAAACAGGUCUUUAUCUCUCAUGCAUGAUUCCCUCUUUAUAUUUCUGUCUGUUGGGAAAAGGGUAAAGAAUUAUUCUUGGUCAUUAUUAUUGAUGUAUUGUAUCUUCACUUUGUAUGCUGUCUGCUGUGCUUCAUCCCGAGGCGUAACAGUAAUCAUUGCUUUCUUGACUAUUUCCUUCAUGGCAAGAGAGUAAAUAUGGAGUCUGAAUGUCGUUCCUCACACGCAAAUUAUUUAACUCUGCUUCCGAACUAGUUUAAGAAAUGCAAAAUGGGAAGAGCUAGCUUUUCUUAGAUACAUUUCUACUUUUUUUAUUCUUUCUUGGGAGAUGUUAAGUAUAAAGGAAAAAAGUCAGUUCCUUCUUUUCUCUCUUUCUCUUAGGGUGACAGCAAUGCUCACUUAGCAGUUAUAAACCAGAAAUUGGAGAGUAGCUUGGGCAGGUUAUGAUACAUCUGCCCAAUGUGUUUCAUUCUUUCAAACAUAAACUUUGAGAGGGAAAGAGAUUUUCAGAAUUUAAAUGCCAACCAUAGGUAUGGCAUCAUAUUUUGACUUUCAAAUAAUAAAAGGGGAGUUGGUAUUUGGGCAGUGUUUGCAUUUUACUAAUCCUAUAUACUUUCAGCUUAAUUUUUAGAAGUAUGUCAAAUACAUCAACAUAUCAGGAUUAUAGUGCCCAAAAUAGUUAAAGUGUCUUGGACCUCCCUCUCUAGGUAGCAAAUUGAAACUAGCAUAGGACCAUGCCAUCCUUCUAGCAUAAUGGAGAAGUCUGGACUGAGAAGUAUCUUUGACGAAAAACAUUUAGGACCCUGGAAACGAAAUCCUGUCAACAACACUUUAUAGUAAAGUAGCAGCAAAAUUAUUCUUAAGAUACUUUCUUCCUUUUACUACCCAUUUCCUCUUUUGGGAAAGCUGAUGAGCAAAUUAUCCAAUACUCAUUUUUCUCUUAAGCAAAGUCAGAAUAUUUCCCCUCUGAAAAUCUGAAUUAUGCCCUCAUUCUUUUUCAAGAAACAUCUCAAAGAGCAAAUAGAAUUAAAGAUAACACUUGAUUGUCUCGUUAUUUGGCAUGCAUAAAAUUAUCAUGUGGUUUAAUGUGCCUUAAGUGAAAAUUUAAACUUACAUGCGAAACCUUUACAGUUGGAUGUAGCAUUGAGCUUUUGCAUGUGUUCUAUAUAGUAAACCAGUUUCGUUUUGUUUUGUCUUUUAACCUACACCUUUAUCAUUACUCUAACAGAUUUGGGGCUUCUCUUUCUCUACAGCUAAGUAAGGGAAUAUGUGCAAUUAUGAGACAUACAAAAAAGGAAAGGGAAAGGACUUUCUAAGUAGCAAAUCUGUGCCGUGAAGUAGAUGUGACGUGAAGACACAGAGCCUGAGAAGAGUAAUUUUCCCCGAGCCACGCACACAGGCUUUUAUUUCAUGCCUUUUCUCCUUCCGUGCCGUCACCUUUGAGAAAAACGACUGCACCUUCUCCAAGUCUGCCUUUUUAACAGCUACAGUUGAGUUGGCAAGACUUCCCCAGUUCUGAAUAUAGCCAUUUGCCGACUCCGGCCUCUUUGCGAGACUGACUCAAAUCUGUGAUCUUCUGUUCAGCAUACACAUCAGCAGAGUGAGAAGAUGAGCACUAAAUAUAGGCUCUAUUAACUUUACUUUUAGAUUUAGUGCCUUCAAAAAGUGCCUAUUCUGAGCAACAUAAACGUUAUUCCUUACAUAUGUAUGUACACACGGUACCCAGAGUCGUACUGUGCAGCCUUCAAAAACAUACCAUCAGAAAGAGUAGGUGCUGAGAUAAGGAAACUUUGCCAAAUGGAAGAAAGUCACUCACUUCCAAUAUCCCCUCUGGAGCGGCUACCGUGAAACGGGCUGCAAACACAUUCCCUGAGCAUCCCUUGCUGAUACAGCUUCUUUAUAUUUAUAUCCUACUGGAUGGUAGCAUAUUGCUGAGGUUUCCUGUACUCUGCUUCAAGGGAAUGUAAGCUUUAUGGCAUUGAAACAUUUAGUCAGGAAAAAAGAAUGUUUAAGAGAAUUAACAGAGCCAUAGUCUGUAUUAGGAUGUGUGUAUAUGUGUGUUUUAUAAACUAAGCAUUGGUGGGUUUAGAGCGUUAGAGUGUUGGCAUGUUUCUUCUCCUUUUGUCUCUCAGGCUACCAUGAGAGAAAAUUAAAGAAAAUUCUUGGCGGUGGGGAUUGGAAGCUCGGGGGGCCAAAUGUCCUCGCCAGAUCCUUAGAGCACUACUUCGACUCCUAAAAAUAGUAGUGUGUGUUAUUUGAUGGCUCUUGUUUCCAUAGUUUGGUCACUGACAGCACUGUCACUACUGUUGACGGAGCAGCAGCAUAGCCUAAAGUGAUGCAUUCUUACCUAAGGGUGGCAGGAGGAGAGGGUCCAUGUAAAUAAGACGAGGUAGACAGGGCAUGAUUGUAGGAGAAGGGUUGAAGGGAGGACAUGAUUCCAAAAAAGAUCGUUCUCAAUGUGUCGUCUGACUCAACCAGCUGGCAGAUUACACUUGCCAAGUCGUUCCCUUUCCUUCUAAGUCAGUUGGCUCCAUAUUCACUUGAAUAUGCCUCUGUUUGGGGAAAGCAAGAUACCUCCACUUAACCUUUAUCCAAGGAAGCUUUUGGUGUCCUCUUGGUCGUAAAGUUGUCUCCUACCUUACCCAGUUUUACCAAAUGGAAGUAAAAGGGGACAAACUAUGGAAGAUGAACUCCACGCCAUUGCAGUCAACCACCAUUCUGUUUUCCAUAUAAGGAGCUCCUUUACAUAAGCUAUGGGUGAGGUUGGAACAGCCAUGUUUCAUAAUUUCAAGAGUGUGACCACCCUGCUUCAGUCAUCAUCAUUGUAUAAAUCCAGUUGACUCUUUGGCAAAAGAGUGAUACUUUUCACUAAAAAUGUCUGCUCUUCCUGUUGAUGUUCCUUUUCUGUUUUUACCUUAUCCAAUUUCAACACUAGUCAUUUUUAAAUUUUUUUAGAGAAUCAGAUUUUAGUGCAAGUAAAGAGUUCAAAAAUUUCAGCGUGGUGUCAUAAGGAUAUUGGGAUACAGAGAUUUUUUUUUUUUUCCUUAGAAACAAAUGGACUGGGAAAGACACAGCAUGGCUUUGCUCUGAGUUUCCAUCUGAUGAUUAUGACCAUGAAAGAUAAUCUUAUGUGAAGGUUAAAUGGUGUUUACAAGUGAAUAGAUAAGGGGGAGAGUGUGAGAAGCUGGGUUUUCUCUAUGCUGAAUGUGUCUACUAAGAGGAGCACUUCCUACUAGCUAAGCACAAUCAUAGCCCCACCAUGAUCAGCUGCUAGUCUGAAUAAUAUUCCCUGACUUAGGGAAAGGCACACGAAAACAUAUAGGGAAUAUGUCUAUUUUCAUAUGUGUGAUACUGACAGAGCCAUGAUAUUCCUAAAAUAUAGGUUUCUCUUUUUUCUUAUAUUCUUAGCAAAUUGCAUUUAUUCACUACAUUACAAACCAUCACUGAUGUAUCCAAAAUAGCACACAUAGUUCAUUAUGAAAAUAAGAGACUAAAAUCUGUUAUAAGCAAGUGAUUUAUGUAUUUUCUUUUGUGUUUGUGCAUUAUCCAACUAUAUUAGGACCUGUUUUCUAUUUACCUUCUAUCAGUUUUCUCUAUCAAUUAUGUUUUUUCAAUGCUCUAUAAAAAUAAAUAUGGAAAUUAUAUUUCUUUUUUCUGUAAAGGAAUUGCAACUACUUUAUUAUAUUUAGAAAUCCAAUAAACUUCUUAUUACAUUUA